This is a messenger RNA of Serendipita indica DSM 11827, 1707 nucleotides long. NCBI's taxonomy places the organism in Eukaryota, Fungi, Basidiomycota, Agaricomycetes, Sebacinales, Serendipitaceae. The record is from the annotation of a GenBank genome assembly.
AUGGAAUCCUUUACGCUGGCUAUUCCGCCCCUCUCCCGGGCACAUUCAGAGGUUCUGCCAGCCUACCCGACGCCCUCGUCCUCCUUUGGCCACCCUGCUGUACGAGCCCAUGACGGCCAGCUCUCCAUCGACGUUCCACGACUCUGGACUGGUCUCUGGCAGCUUUCUUCACCAGCUUGGGGCACAGCGCCCGCCGCCCGCAUCCGUCGUGAGAUGCGCAAGCACGUUGACCGUGGAUUUGUGGCCUUUGACAUGGUCAGUACACCCAUCGAGUCGCACUCUAUCAAACUGACGAAACCCAUCGAUCUCAACGGCAACUUUCGCUCAUCGCUCCCACACGACCUCGGAGAACAUGUUGUCGGUGCGACAAAAUGGUGCAUUUUCAAAGCUCCACAAGAGCCCCUCACCCGCGACUAUGUCCUCGAUGCCGUCCGCGAGCGAGCAAAGCGCAUGCGCGUCGACGCCGCCACAAAGUCCAAAGACUGUGCACGCGUCGAUUUCUUGCAGGCGAGUAGACUUUUCGGUUUUCCUCUUUGUUCUUCCGGCAAUCAUCUUUUUCGGCGUUUUAUUCAUUUCCCUCCUCUUACCGCUAUUCCCAAAACUAACUGGUUCCAUUUACAGUUUCAUUGGCAGGAUUAUGCUGACAAGCGCUACCUCCACGCCCUUCACAUUCUCGCAUCUCUCCGACACCCGGCCACUCAGCUUGCCUACCCUGCUUCCACUUUGCACACCUCGUCUGCAAAGCGUCUCACCACCACCACCAUCACCACUACCACCAGCCCGACCACGUUGACCACCUCGUCUUCUGGCUCGCCCUCGUCCGUCUCCACCCUCACCAGCAGUCUCCGCGCCGCCUCGUCUCUCCACCAUGAAAAAAAGGAAAAAGAAGGAGGAUUGACGAUUACGACAAAGAUUGACUGCUACCCGUCCCCCUCGAGCUCCUACGACUCGUCCCCCUCGAGCUCGUUUGGCGGUGCCCCUUCCCCCGCCAAGCUUGCCCUACUCGAACAUGAAGCAGCCGAAAAACUCGUUGUACAUCAGCAGCAACAGCAACAGUUGCAGCAAAUCGAGGAUGGCGUGCGUAUCGGUGGUAUUGGUCUCGUUAAUUUUGACUCGAUCCGGGUCGACGAAAUCUGCGCGUCCCUCGGUCCAGGCGUGAUUCUCACCAACCAGGUCCAGUUUUCGUUGAUCGACGUUCGUCCGCUGUAUGGCAUGGCAGAUGUCUGCAAACGCCACGGCCUCAAAUUGCUCACCUAUGGAACUCUUUGUGGUGGAUUCUUGUCGGACAAAUGGCUCGAUGCGCCCGAACCGAACCGCUAUUUUGACGAACCUACACUGCGGGACCCGCUCACGCCGUCUCAGAAAAAGUAUCUGGACAUUAUCCUGUCUGCAUGGGGCACCUGGUCCCUCUUCCAACGCCUAUUGCACGUCUUGCGUACGAUUGCAGACCGAAGAAGCACGGGCGACGCACGUCGUGUCAGCAUCGCAAACGUUGCCACGCGCUGGGUGCUCGAUCACGACGAGUUUGUGGGUGCGGUCAUUAUUGGUGCACGACUUGGUGUGAGCGACAACACGGAGGAUAACCUUGCGGUCGCUGGGUGGCGGUUAAACGACGAGGAGAGGGCCAUGAUCGCCGACGUUCUCAACGAGAGCCGUGGGCGCGAGCUCAUCUCGACGAUUGGGGAUUGUGGUGCAGAGUAUCGGUAG